GAGAGGCUCGCAGGCAGCGCAGCGCCACUGUUCCGACUGGAUUGUACUUGAACGGGAGUUCGCGGUUUGGCAGGUUUAUACACAUCAAAACAGAACAAAGAGACGGUGCUAUAAAAGAGAGGAGCGAAGAGAAUAAAAGCGACUUGAAUUACAAAAGAAGAGAGGACGCUCCGGUUUUACCAACAUCCAAAAAAAAAGAAAGCUGGACGUAAAAAAGAAACUGGGAGAAUAUUUUUAAAGGAGGAGAAGCUUCCUUUUUUUUUUUUUUUUGCUUUUGGUUUGUUUGUUUGUUUUUCUUCUUUCUCAAAGUUUGUCUGGGACGCUUCUGAUUUGAAUUUUUAAUGUCCGCGAUCUCUGCGCGAAACUUUCCCCCCCCUCCACGGACUGCACAUGGUUUCAAAAGGGCUUUCAGAGGAUCUUUCCACGCAGUCCACGCUGAAGAUCCCUCGGCUAGAAUGUUGUAAAUAAAGACGGAUUUGGGCUUUUUUUUUAUUUUUCUUUCCAGACGCUUUUCUUUCUGCGUCUUUACGCACAGCCUCUCCAAAGAAAACCCCAAAAAAGUGCAGAAGAAACUGCUCAGACUUUAUAGAAGAAGAAAAAAAGGCUGAAUAAUUCAUGAGAUACGAUUUGCCUGCUGGAAAGAAGUGACUGUAUAUAAAAAAAAAAAAAAAGAAAGGGAGGGGGGUUAUCCACAAACAUAUUCAUAAGGGUUGACGGGAUGGCCACCGCCGCUUCCAAUCCUUAUCUACCCAGCAAUAGCAUCUUAUCGUCCGGCUCCAUCGUGCACAGUGACUCCGGGGGCGGCGGCAUGCAGCCCGGCAGCGCCGCGGUCACCUCCGGCUCCGGGGGUUACAGGGGCGACCCCACGGUCAAGAUGGUGCAGAGUGACUUUAUGCAAGGCGCCAUGGCAGCGAGUAACGGGGGGCACAUGCUGAGCCAUGCGCACCAGUGGGUGACGUCGCUGCCGCACGCCGCUGCGGCCGCCGCUGCAGCCGCCGUAGCCGCUGCAGAGGCCGGCUCCCCCUGGUCCUCCAGCCCGGUCGGGAUGACGGGCAGCCCGCAGCAGCAGGACGUGAAAACCUCCGCCAGAGACGAUCUCCACACGGGCACGGCGCUGCACCACAGACCCCCCCAUUUACCCCCGCACCACACUCACGCCGGGGCGUGGGGGAGCACCACGGCGGCGCACAUUAACUCCAUAUCCGGGGGGCAGCAGCAGCAGCAGCAAUCGCUCAUCUACUCGCAGCCGGGGGGGUUCACCGUCAACGGCAUGCUGAGCCCCGGCAGCCAGAGCCUGGUGCACCCGGGCCUGGUGAGGGGGGACACCCCAGAUCUGGAGCACCACCAUCACCACCAUCACCAGCACGCGCACCACCAGCACCACGCCGCCGUCAACAGCCACGACCCGCACUCGGACGACGACACGCCGACGUCGGACGACCUGGAGCAGUUCGCCAAGCAGUUCAAGCAGCGGCGGAUCAAGCUGGGCUUCACGCAGGCGGACGUGGGCCUCGCCCUGGGCACCCUGUACGGGAACGUCUUCUCCCAAACCACCAUCUGCAGGUUCGAGGCGCUGCAGCUCAGCUUCAAAAACAUGUGCAAGCUGAAGCCUCUGCUGAACAAGUGGCUGGAGGAGGCCGACUCGUCCACGGGGAGCCCCACCAGCAUCGAUAAGAUCGCGGCGCAGGGCAGGAAGCGCAAGAAGCGCACCUCCAUCGAGGUGAGCGUCAAGGGGGCCCUGGAGAGCCACUUCCUCAAGUGCCCCAAACCGUCGGCGCAGGAGAUCAGCACCCUGGCGGACAACCUGCAGCUGGAGAAGGAGGUGGUGAGAGUUUGGUUCUGCAAUAGGAGGCAGAAGGAAAAGAGGAUGACGCCGCCAGGAGUGGCGCAGACGCCGGAGGAUGUGUACUCUCAGGUCGGCAAUGGGCAUUUUUUAGUAGAUUACUUAAAAGAUGAAGCGAGCGACCAGAGGGUGACAACCACAAGUUCAUUCCACCAGGUAAUUUUGGCGCAUUGAGAGGAGGAACUUCUCAAUUUUUCUAUUUUAUUUUCUCUCCCUAUUGAAUUUUUUUUUUUUUAAACCAAACAUUUUUGUCUUGAAAACAUUUUGUAUAUUUGAAAAAAAAAGAAAAAGUGGGACUGAAUCAUUUUUUUCCCCAGAGAGAGAGAUCAACGACGCU
Cyprinodon variegatus (sheepshead minnow) is the source of this 2180-nucleotide messenger RNA. RefSeq names its product POU domain, class 3, transcription factor 3-B (gene pou3f3b). Gene Ontology annotation, cellular component: nucleus. Gene Ontology annotation, molecular function: DNA-binding transcription factor activity, RNA polymerase II-specific; RNA polymerase II cis-regulatory region sequence-specific DNA binding. The transcript is spliced from 2 exons. Gene Ontology annotation, biological process: brain development; regulation of transcription by RNA polymerase II. The coding region runs from base 719 to 2017 and encodes 432 amino acids. Lineage: Eukaryota; Metazoa; Chordata; Actinopteri; Cyprinodontiformes; Cyprinodontidae. The record is from RefSeq and is a predicted model, not a curated record.